Blepharisma stoltei is the source of this 246-nucleotide messenger RNA. Lineage: Eukaryota; Ciliophora; Heterotrichea; Heterotrichida; Blepharismidae. The record is from the annotation of a GenBank genome assembly.
AUGAAGAUUUGAGAGGUUCGAAAGAACUGUGUCAAAGAAACAGUUCGUCUUCUAAUAGGCUUGUCUCUUCGAUUCCCUGCUUUAUUUAUAACAGCUUUUAAUAACGGCACUAAAUCUAAAAUUUCAGGGUCAUUAUUUUCUACAAAAAAUGCCGUAUAUAAAACUUUGAUUAAAUCUACUUUAGAUAUCAGAUCCGAAUGCUCAAUACUCCAUUUCGGAGCAUCGAUAGUGUAUUCCUUGUCAUAG